Melospiza melodia melodia is the source of this 2442-nucleotide messenger RNA. Its product is annotated as coagulation factor XIII B chain-like. The coding region runs from base 225 to 2108 and encodes 627 amino acids. The record is from RefSeq and is a predicted model, not a curated record. The transcript has 12 exons. NCBI's taxonomy places the organism in Eukaryota, Metazoa, Chordata, Aves, Passeriformes, Passerellidae. Gene Ontology annotation, biological process: blood coagulation.
UGAUAAAUUACAGGUGGCAAAGUCUGCCAAAUGGAAGUAGAAUCAUGCCAGUCUGGAGCCAAGUUAUUUGGAGAACUAAUACAAAUGAAAAUAGUUUUUCCAGUGAAUUAACUUGUUACAAAAUACCAUAAACAUUAAGGCAUUUGUUGAAUACCUUUGAAAAUUCAGUUAAUUAUUUACAAAACUAGUACUUAGGGAGUUUUCACAGCUGGUGGAAACUGUAAAUGGAGACAGUAAAGAAGAUGAGAUUUAAAAGCUAUUUUAUCUUCCUAGUUAUGGUGUGCCCAAGGAAACUCUUUGCAGAAGAUACACCUUGUGAUUUGCCACAGAUAGAAAAUGGAAACCUUCCCCAGUACUAUUACAGUUUCAAAAGUUACUAUUUCCCUAUGCAUAAAGGAAAAAAGCUCUCCUAUUCUUGCGUGGUUGGUUACACAACUGAAAGUGGGACUCAAGAUGGAAGAAUAACUUGUACAGCAAAAGGAUGGUCUCCAUGGCCUCGAUGCUACAGAAAAUGCACCAAGCCUCUUUUGGAAAAUGGCUCUUUUUACAGCACAGAAAUGGACUUCAAAAUCCAUGAGAAACUGCAAUACAAAUGUAAUCCAGGUUACCUUACCCCAGGUGGUGCUGCUGAAGAUACAGUGCAGUGUCAGCCACAAGGAUGGUCCUCCCAGCCAAGCUGUACUAAAACACUUGGGCGGUGCCAGGUGCCGCGGCUGGAGCACGGCAGCUAUGCAGACACGGCGCGGGAGGUGCGGCGGAACGGGACCGUGCGCUACCGCUGCCGGCCGGGGUUCCGCUCCGCCACCGGGAGCGCCGCCGCCACCGCGCUGUGCCUCCCCCACGGAUGGGAUCUGCCCCCACGCUGCACCAGGAUAACCUGCUCCGCUUUGAGUGAAGUAGCUCAUGGAGGUUUCUAUCCUGUGAAGAAAAGCUAUGAAGAAGGAGAUGUAGUUCACUUUUUCUGUGACAAACAUUAUUCUGUCACUGGGUUUGAUUUAAUUCAGUGCUAUAAUUUUGGGUGGUAUCCAGACCCUCCAGUGUGUGAAGAUGUAAAAAAUAAAUGUCCUCCACCACCACUCCCUCAUGGCCAUAUCAGCACAGCCAGAAGAACAUAUCAUAAUGGAGACAAAGUUAAUGUACAGUGCACCUUGGGAAGGAGAGGAUCUGAGGAAAUCCAGUGUGAAGGAGGAAAAUGGACAUCACCCUCUAUCUGUAUUGGAGCUGUGGAUAACCAGGAAUCUGGGACAGCACCACCACUACUCGAGGCAGAUGCAGAAAAAAGGGCAAACCAAACACAUCACAAUGAAGAUUUGAAAAUGCAGCAAGACUGUGCCUCUCCACCUGUGGUUAAAAAUGGUGCUGUCCUGGGCCCAGUACUGGCAAGUUACAAAAAUGGUUCCUGGGUAGAAUAUGUUUGUCAGUAUUACCACAUUUUGGAUGGGCCCAGUACUGUUUAUUGUCACCAAGGAAACUGGACAGAACAACCAACCUGCUUAGAACCAUGUACUCUGAAUGUAACUGAUAUGGACAGCAACAACUUAACACUGAAAUGGAGACGGGAAGAAUUAGUUUUCCUCCAUGGAGAUCUCAUAGAGUUUGAAUGUAAACAGGGAUUUAGUUUUCUCCAGACUGCCAUUCCAUCUCCUGGGAGGACACAGUGUGACCAAGGCAGACUGAAUUAUCCAAAAUGUGUUAUUCAAGCUGCUACAGAAAAAUGUGGCUCUCCACCCUCUAUUGCAAAUGGAGCUCUGACUGUCCCAGCACUGCCCCAGUAUGACAGUGGCUCUUCAGUUCAGUAUAUUUGCUCUGAGUAUCAUUUUUUGCAAGGCUCUGAGAGAAUCUACUGCUCUGAAGGACAAUGGACCUCACCUCCAGUUUGUAUAGAGCCGUGUACUUUGUCAAAAACUGAAAUGGAAAAAAAUAAUGUGCUGCUACAAGCAUUCUAUGCAGAUCAAGUUUACUUUUACCAUGGGGAUUAUGUUGGAUUUUACUGCAAACAGAACCAUUUUGGAGCAGAAUCUGGCACAACUUUAUUUCAAGUACAGUGUGAGAGAGGACAGCUGGCAUAUCCAAGGUGUGUUGAAAGAGAAAAGCAAGUAUGGACUUGAGGAAAGGCCAUAGGAAAGGUAAGGAGCCUCUAAAGGACUGACCUUGAGGAACAAUAUAAAAGAGCAAAUAUAAAAAAGUUUUUAAGGGAUCUGUAAAGCUACUUAAAACCUAGAAGUAUACAAAUUGACUGAAAAGUUUGGGUUUUUUUUAAACUAUUUUAAGAAUAUUAAAAUGCAAGUACCUGGUAUGAUUUCCUAUAUACUUAAAUAUUGAUACUCUUGAGGGUCUGCCUGAGAACAAGUGUGACUACAACUAUGAAGAAAAUCCAGGAAUGUGGACAAAGUUUGCCUUGCAUCCAUUUUAGUCUGGUUUAAUAAAAAAGCCACUCAAGGG